AUGUCUUCUCCCAUCACCGAAAGAACCCCAAAGCUCACCCAACGAAACUCCUCCACUCCAACCAAGACUCGAAAGGCAUCUGGCUCCAGCACGGCGUCAAAGGUCGAGCUGGGCUCCAUGCCAAAGAAGGGUUCUCCCCGCAAGCUCCAAAGCAAAAAUCCAGCACCUAUCCAAGACGAGAUCGUACAGAAGCCUGCUAUACCCUCCCCAAAGCCGAAGAUAGCGAACAAUGAGCAGCGUGGCCUAGCUUCUCCUGUCCCAAAGGCUGAUCAGGCCCAGGCAUCCGGCUCUGCUACUCCACUCGGGAACGUUGCUGGUCUGGCUGGCAAGAUGACGAAUACUCUUACUGACCAGGUCAAGGAUACGGUCCAGGAUACAGCACAGAAAGGUCAGGAUGUCGUGGAUAAUGCAAUCCCUCUCGAUCUCUCAAGCUUGAAAGGUCUAGAGGUUGGCGAGGGUGGAAAUAUCUUCGACCAGGCGGGAAAUACCUUGGGUCAAGUGGUGGAAGGGGAGUCCGAUGAUCUUGUCGGACAGGUGAUUGGAGACGAUGGCAAGAUCCUAGACGAGGAUGGAGACCUUAUUGGUCGCGUCGAGGUCCUGCCCAAUGCAGUCCAGGAUGCUACCGAAGGGGCAACGGAUAUUCCGAACCAAGUACAGCCCGCAGUGGAUCAGGUCAAGGAUGUUGCGGCAAAUAUUGCCGAUCUCGACGGCCUCCCCAUCUCGGAGGGCGGUGUCAUCAAGAAUGCCGCUGGCAAGGUCAUUGGAAAGAUCACCAAAGGAGAUCCAGAAUACCUCGUGGGUUAUACACUCAAUGACGAAGGGGAGGUCCUCGACGAUGACGGUGACCUAAUUGGCCGCGCCGAUGUUCUACCCGAAGACGCCCAAGAAGCCUUGGGAGGUGUCAAAGAUACUGAAGAGUCGAGUGAUGCUCCUCUGAACAUGGUUGAUAACACAAAUUCAGUCGCUGAGGAUGCUGUCAACGAGGCCGAAGAAUCUGUUCCAGAACCCGACGAGGUUAAUAAAAUCGCCGAGGAGAUGACUGAGGACGCCGUGGAAGCCACCGAGAACCUACCUCCACUCUCUACACUGGAAGGGCUAAAGUGCAACAAGGCAGGUAACAUUGUCAGCACUUCUACCGGCAGACCCAUGGGCGAGCUGAUCGAAGGCGACGCCAAAAAGAUCACCAAGCUUGGCGCUCAACUUGACGACAAGGGCCAGUUCUGGGACGGUCGAGGCAACGUCAUCGGUAAAGCCCAAACCAUCGCUCUCGACGAAGAUGAGGAAGAACCACCUUUCGCGGGCUUGGAAGGUCUUCACGUCGUUGAGGAUGGAUGGAUAGAAGACGAAAACGAGAAGCGUGUGGGCAGGCUAAUCGAGGGAGAUGCCAAAAAGCUUCUAGGCCGCGCAGUGGAUGAAGACGGCGAUGUCAUCGACAAAUUUGGCAAUUCUAUUGCCAAAGCUGAAUACUGGGCACCGCCAGACGAGGAAGUAAUUGACCUCUCCAGCUUGAAUGGUCUUAUUCCCAACAAGCUGGGAUACGUGGUUGGUCCAAAGGGCGUGCCGAUUGCACGUGUGGUAGACGGAAACCUGAAAGAAGUCGCUGGCAAAGAGAUCGAUGAUGGCCAAAUCUACGAUGGACGCAAGGUCAUCGGUCGUGUUGAACUUAUCCCCGAAAACGAGCGCGAGAACAAACCAGAAGGUCCGUUUGCUGGACUUGACAACCUUGUCGUGAACAAGGAGGGAUUAGUCGAGGAUGAGGAUGGCAACAUCAUUGGUAAAAUCACUGAAGGUGACCACAAGAAGCUUCGUGGUCGUAUUGUGGACGAAGACGGCGACAUUGUGGACAAGUUUGGUAGCGUCAAGGGCCAUGCGGAGCCAUACGAACCUCCCGAGGAGGAGGUAGAAGAGGUGGACUUGUCUUCGCUAGAGGGAAAGAUGGUCAACAAGGCGGGCAAUGUCGUCGAUGCUCAAGGAACGGUUUAUGGUCGUAUCACCUCCGGUGACAAGAGACUUGCGGGCAGAAAGGUCGAUGGCCAAGGUCAGAUUUGGAGUGACGAUGGCAAGGUAAUCGGCAAAGCAGACCUCAUCCAUGGAUCAGAGCAGGAGAAGACUGAAGGGCCGUUUUACGGAUUUGAGACCGCCGAAGUUGGCAAAGACGGAACCGUGGCUGAUGCCUCGGGUCGUAUUAUUGGACGUCUCAUCGAAGGAGACCCAAAGCGACUCCUGGGCCGCAAGGUCGAUGAAGAUGGAGAUGUGCUCGGCAAGAAUGGAAACUCGAUUGGGAAAGCCGAGCGCUGGGAGCCCGAAGAAAAGAAGCGCAGUGUCAACCCCAUGUCUGGUCGCAAAGUCACUCGCGAAGGCGAGGUGCGCGACAGCGAUGGCAACCUCAUUGGGAAACUGACCUCAGGUAAUCUGGGAACCCUCGUCGGCAAGGAAAUCGAUGACAAUGGCUACGUUGUGGAUAAUGAUGGCAACAAAAUGGGAGAACCAUCGCCAGAAGAGCUGGAGGCCCAGAAACAGGCCGCUGAAGAUCGAGACUUGGCGAACAAGAUGAGUAGCAUUGUUGGGCAUGCAAUGGGCUCCCUCCGACCGAUAUGUAAUAUGAUCACUGAGCAUAUCGAAAAAGCCGACCGUACACCACGCGACGAGUUGGACGAGGAGAAACUGGUUCAGAAUGUCAAGCCUUUACUGGAGCAAGGCAAUCAAGUCCUCCAAGAAUGCAACGGUGCAAUUCGAGCGCUGGACCCAGAUGGCCAUAUCGCUGCCACAGCAAAAGCCCGCGCUGCCUCGCAUGAAGCAUCUCCGGAGGAAUAUGGUUUGGCUGAUCAGCUCAAGGAAAUGGCAGACUUUGUCAUGAAGACCAUUGAGAAUGGCCGUAGGCUGAUUGCAGAUAUGCCCCAUGCUAAGAAGGAGCUCAACCCACUCUGGGCUCUUCUCAGCGAACCGCUCUUCCAGAUCAUCACUGCUGUUGGUCUUCUACUGACCGGUGUACUGGGCCUUGUUGGUCGUCUUCUUGAAGGCCUUGGACUCGGCCCGAUCGUGCAUGGCCUACUGGGUGGCCUGGGCAUUGACAAGCUGUUGGGAAGCCUGGGAUUGUCGUCCGUGACAGAUGCUUUGGGGUUGACAGGGAAGAAGCAAUGA
Aspergillus wentii DTO 134E9 is the source of this 3141-nucleotide messenger RNA. Its product is annotated as LEA domain protein. Bases 1 to 3141 code for a protein of 1046 amino acids. NCBI's taxonomy places the organism in Eukaryota, Fungi, Ascomycota, Eurotiomycetes, Eurotiales, Aspergillaceae. The transcript has 3 exons. The record is from RefSeq and is a predicted model, not a curated record.